UCGAGGAAAGUUGUUUAAAUAAGAUAAUUUAAAAAUGGGAUUUGUUAAACAAGACGUCCAUCGGCCAGGUGUUUAUAAGAAAUCAAACAAAUUACAUAAAACUGGAAGGCAUCGAAGUAAAGGCUCUAUUUCAAAUGAUUCUCGAGGUAAUGUAUCUGUUAAGAAACUCUCGAAACAUAUUAAAAAAGAACUUGGCAAAGAGGCUCGCCGAAAUCAGCUUCAACAAAUUCGUUCAAAUAAACGUGAUGAAGUUCUGAAAAAGAAACGAAGUUUAUAUGGCCUGCAAAGUCCACCGAUUCUUAUCGCAGUAGUUGCUUUACAAGAAGAUUUAAAUGUAGAUGGUAUUGUAAAUUUAUUAGUAAGUGCAGAUGAAAAUGCAAUUGUCAAAAACAGUUUGUGCGCUACUCACAUCGGUAUACCAAAAUUUAAGCAACGUUUUUCAAUUGUCGUACCUCCUGUUGGUAAUAUUUUUGCAACUUUAGACUAUGUGAAAGUAGCCAAUAUCGUAUUAUUUGUUACAUCCGCAUCGAAUGCAUCUGAUAAAAGUCAAGAUAACAAUGUUCUGGAUUCAUGGGGAGAAGAAAUUAUUCAAUCGAUAAUUUCUCAAGGAAUGCCAUCGCCCAUUCUUGUAGUAACGGAUACGGAAAGCUUGUCCAUCAAGAAAAGACAUGAUUAUAAACAGAAUGUUCAAAAAACAAUGUUUAAGUGGCUGCCAGAAGAGAAGGUAAUGACUCUUGAUAAAGCGGCAGACGCAUUGAAUCUUUUAAGACGAGCUGGUUCUCAAAAGCAAAAAGACAUUACUUACAGAAAUAAAAGAUCGUACCUCUUAGCGGAAGAUGUUAAAUUUAAUCUAAAUAAUAAUGAGUCACCAAAUGAUUUUGGAAUAUUAGAAGUAUCUGGAUAUUUGCAAGGAUUACCUUUAUCAGUGAAUGGCUUAGUUCAUUUAUCAGGUUUUGGAGAUUAUCAAAUGUCUCGUAUUAUCGAAUCUAAGGAUCCUUUCUCAUUGGACUUACGUAAGGAAGAUUCGCAAAAAAAUAUAACAGAAGCAAACGUUGCUGUUGCCGAUCCGUCUAAACAAGAGUCGUUAAUGUCUGAAAAUAUACCUGAUCCAAUGGAUGCAGAGCAAACUUGGCCAACCGAGGAAGAAUUAGCCAUGGCAAAAGUGAACCAAACAAAGAAGAUCGUUAAAUUUGUACCCAAGGGUACAUCGGAAUAUCAAGCAGCUUGGAUUCCUGAUGAGGAUGGAGAAGAGUAUAAUGACGAUGAGGAGGAAUUUGAUGAUGAUAGAAUGACCGUCGAUGAUGCUAAAUCUGAAGAAAAUAGUGAUGUAGAAGCCGAAGACAAGGAAGAGUAUGAAACUAUAACUAUUUCCGAAGUUCCAAAUGAACAACAGUAUGAUGAGAACAUUAAUCUACAAGAAGAAAAAGAAGCGAUAAUAAAGUUCAAAGAAGCUAAAUUGGAUUCUGAAUUUCCUGAUGAAGUUGAUACACCACAAGAUAUAUUAGCCAGAGUUCGAUUUCAGAAAUAUCGAGGUUUAAAAUCAUUUCGCACAACUUUUUGGGAUAAAAAAGAAAACUUACCGUACGAUUAUGGAAGAAUAUUUCAAUUUCAAAAUUAUGAUCGCACUCGUAGACGUAUUUUUAAAGAGCGAGAAAAUUUAUUGGAUGUGCAGCCGGGAUCGUACGUUACAGUUCACAUAAACGGUAUUAGUAAAGAAUUGUACGAAGCUUAUACAAGUAAAUUUAAUCACCCGUUAAUAUUAUGCGGUAUUUUGGAAAAUGAGCAUAAAAUGUCUGUAUUAAAUCUUCGAUUAAAGCGUACAAUUAAUAGUAAAAUUCCUAUUAAAUCAAAAGAACGUCUUGUUUUCCAAUGUGGAUUCAGAAAAUUUACAGCAUGUCCCAUUUUCAGUGAACAUACUAAUGGAAAUAAACAUAAGUAUGAAAGGUUCUUUCAACCAAAUACCGUUAUAGUCGCUACAAUUUAUGCUCCAAUCACAUUCCCACCUUGUCCGGUUUUAUGCUAUCUGAAGAAAAGUGACGGAAGCUUGGAAUUAAUCGCUACCGGCAGUCUUCUGUCGAUUAAUCCCGAAAGACUCGUGAUUAAAAGAAUUAUUUUAAGUGGACAUCCAUUAAAAAUCCAUAAACGCUCAGCUGUAAUAAGAUUUAUGUUCUUUGAUCGAGAAGACAUAAGAUGGUUUAAACCUGUGAAACUACGAACUAAAUGCGGACGUAAAGGGCACAUUAAAGAGCCAUUAGGAACUCAUGGACAUAUGAAGUGCAUCUUUGACGGGCAAUUAAAAUCUCAAGAUACAGUUUUAAUGAAUCUUUACAAAAGAGUUUAUCCAAAAUGGAAUUAUGAACCCAUAUUAUUAACAUUUAAUACAAAUAAAGCACCACCGACUGUUGUGAAAAUGGAGUAAAGUUAAAUGCAGAAGUAUGUAUUAUGUAUAUGAUUUUUUUUUUUUUUUUUU
Messenger RNA from Ceratosolen solmsi marchali, 2470 nucleotides. It is a transcript of the gene Tsr1, whose product is annotated as Tsr1 ribosome assembly factor. The transcript is spliced from 12 exons. Bases 35 to 2419 code for a protein of 794 amino acids. The record is from RefSeq and is a predicted model, not a curated record. Gene Ontology annotation, biological process: ribosome biogenesis; endonucleolytic cleavage of tricistronic rRNA transcript (SSU-rRNA, 5.8S rRNA, LSU-rRNA); maturation of SSU-rRNA from tricistronic rRNA transcript (SSU-rRNA, 5.8S rRNA, LSU-rRNA). Gene Ontology annotation, molecular function: GTPase activity; GTP binding; U3 snoRNA binding. NCBI's taxonomy places the organism in Eukaryota, Metazoa, Arthropoda, Insecta, Hymenoptera, Agaonidae. Gene Ontology annotation, cellular component: nucleus; preribosome, small subunit precursor.